AAGCCAAAAAAGGCAAGGGGUGAGAGGAGGGAAGAAGGGUCAGAAAGAGAGAGAGAGAGAGAGAGAAAGAGAGGGAGGAGGGGAAAAAACAACAAUUAUGAACCCUCACAAAUCUGUGGAAGAGUCUUCAUAAAACUCUCACAACAACAACAACACCACCACAAAAAAAGAGAUUUGGGGGUUUUUCUUUCUUCCUAUCUUACCCACCACUUCUCUCAAUACUCCUUCCCCCAUUUCUCUUCUUAUUUAUUUUCACAACAAAAACCAAAUUAUCAUAUCAUAUCAUCAUAGAUAGAGAGCAGAGCGAUGCGAUUGUGUUGGUGGUUUUGGCAGCGGGAGAGUUGUGUUGCCAAAACGACGCCGCCGUCCGAUGCUUCUUCACCGGAAGCGGAAGCGGAAUCGGAAUCAAGACGAGGACGACGAGGUCUUUGAUGGCCUUGCAAUUGCAGAUGAAUUGGCAGCCGAGUUUGCUCAGUCAGAAGCGGCGUACCGGUCCUCCGUUAGGGCUCAAAAACCUCGGCAAUUCUUGCUACCUCAACAGCGUUCUUCAGUGCCUUACUUACACUCCUCCUCUCGCCAAUUUCUGCCUCAAACUCCAACACUCCUCUCUCUGCGAGCGAGGCGGAGAGUGUCCGUUCUGCAUACUGGAGAAACGGAUAGCGCGGUCGUUGAGCGUGGAUCUCGCGCUAGAGGCGCCUUUGAAGCUGCAGACUCGUUUGAGGAUUUUCGCCGAGCACUUCAAGUGCGGGCGCCAGGAGGACGCGCACGAGUUCCUUCGUUACGUGAUUGAUGCUUGCCACAACACUUGCCUUCGGCUCAAGAAGUUGCAGCAGCAAAGGCGGUACAAUAAUGGCUGCAAGGGAGGUGAGAAUGUUAGUAAUGGUAGUAGUAAUGGUUGUAGUAAUAGCAGUAGUGGUGGUAGUUCGGUGGUGAAGGAGAUUUUUGGAGGUGCGCUGCAGAGCCAGGUGAAGUGUCUUUCUUGUGGUAAUGAGUCGAAUAAGGUGGACGAGAUAAUGGAUAUUAGUCUUGAUGUUUUGCUUAGUAAUUCGCUUAAAGACGCUUUUCAAAAGUUCUUUCAGUCCGAAGUUUUGGAUGGAAACAAUAAGUACAAGUGUGAUAAUUGUAAGAAAUUGGUGGCGGCAAGGAAGCAAAUGUCAAUACGUCAAGCGCCCAAUGUCCUUGUGAUCCAGCUCAAGAGAUUUGAGAGUGUAUUCGGCGGGAAGAUUGAUAAGGCGAUUGCAUUUGAGGAAGUUUUGGUGCUUUCGAGUUUCAUGUGUAAAGCAAGUCAGGAUCCACGACCAGAAUAUAAGCUCUUUGGUACUAUUGUGCAUUCCGGCUACUCGCAAGAAUCUGGACACUAUUAUGCAUAUAUAAAGGAUGCAAUGGGUCGGUGGUACUGCUGCAAUGAUUCGUUUGUCUCAGUUUCAACGCUGCAGGAGGUCUUGUCGGAAAAGGUUUAUAUUCUUUUCUUCUCUCGUACAAAUCAGAGGCCGGCAUCUGCCAGCACUGCUCUUGCUUCAAAUGGAAUAAGGUCUCGUGAUUGCAAUGGCAGUGAGGCAUUUAAAAGCCCAAAGGCUGCUCUCCCAACGAAAUCAGUGCAUCCAAAAGCAUCUUUCGAUCAAUCUUUUCAGAAGGAUGUCUCAACCAUACCUAAAGGUGUUAAAGUACCUUCUAGCCCACGGAUGAGAUUUAACCUAUCAAACUCUAAUUCCAAAAGACCUCUUGCAAAUGGUAAUGGAAAACUUGAUGCUCAUAAGAUUCUAUCAAUGGAAGCAAAUGGGGAUGUGAAAGCUUCAAAUUCUAUAGAGAAAAGUGAAAAAAAUGUGGCAAAUAUGAACGGUUUUAACAAAACCAAAAAUGUUGAUGUUGCUGACAGUAAGAACAACAAAGGAUUCACUUUAACCGUUGAAAAUGGAAUUAGUCAGAGGGGAGAUAUUAAUUUAGUGAAACCAGAUGUUGGUGAAGUUAAUGGCACAAUGAGCAGGGUGACAGUGAGAGGACCUGACCACCAUGAAUUGGGAACUUGUGCUGUCAAUGGGCAUGCUGAGAUCUCAGGGUCUCAAAGAAAGUCAAAGGAUGAGGGCUCUUGCAUUUUGUUAGCACAGGAUUCUCAAUUCCAGGAAAAAUUUGAAGAACUGAAAGAAGUUCUCAAGAAAGAAGCUUUUAGUCUCGAGAAAGAAGCUUUUUCAGUUUUGCGAUCAUGUGGUUGGUCAGAUAAGGUUUUUAGUUUCAUGAGUUCAAAGAAGAGGUUACGUGAAGAAGCUGGAAAUGGUCCAUCAAGUACUAGUGAAUUCAAGAAGUUGUUAAUUGCGGAUGCCAGACCAACCUUUACUUCACAGAUACCAGAGUCAUUAAAAGAGGACUUAAUUGAACAAUUGAGAUCAAUUUGCGAAGGAAAAAAAGCAUUUUCUCGGACCUUGAUAAACUGAACAUGGCUUAUGAUGUAGCCACAAAUGGAGCUUGGUGUAUUAAUCUGUAUUACUAAUUGAGGUAUUAAUGACGGGGAUAUCCUCUAGAAAACAAAAGAGGGUAUGUUGUACAGUCUCUCUGAGCAAGUUCUCGCUAGAGCAGGAGGUUGUUAUCUUUUCAUUCAUUCAUUCCUUUGCCAAUGGUGACAUUCUGUGGGUGUGCUAUCAGUCGAAUUAGGAAGAAAGGGCUGAUUUCUCAUUUCAGAUCUUGCCGAAAGUUUUGUUUGUCCCUUGAGGCUGUGCAGUUGAUUAUGGUAGAGAGAGAAACAAAAAUUUUACUCGUAUUGUACAAUAUCCUUUUUGGCUCUAUCUCCAGCAUUUAAUCUACGUUCUAUAUGGAUGCAUUACAAUUUUUCCAUUAAGUGGCAAUAUAGUUUAGUCAUGGAUAUAUGUUA
Messenger RNA from Quercus robur (English oak), 2863 nucleotides. Its product is annotated as ubiquitin carboxyl-terminal hydrolase 25. Bases 432 to 2429 code for a protein of 665 amino acids. The transcript is spliced from 9 exons. Gene Ontology annotation, cellular component: cytosol; nucleus. The record is from RefSeq and is a predicted model, not a curated record. Gene Ontology annotation, molecular function: cysteine-type deubiquitinase activity; cysteine-type endopeptidase activity. Lineage: Eukaryota; Viridiplantae; Streptophyta; Magnoliopsida; Fagales; Fagaceae. Gene Ontology annotation, biological process: protein deubiquitination.